Molecule: messenger RNA, 792 nt
Organism: Vidua chalybeata
Lineage: Eukaryota; Metazoa; Chordata; Aves; Passeriformes; Viduidae
Exons: 3
Coding region: 1-720 (239 amino acids)
Source: RefSeq, a predicted model, not a curated record
AUGGGCACUGCCAUGCUGUGCCUUCGAGAUGGGACGGGGGGUGACAAGGGCAGAGCGGCGCCGUUAUCGCCCGCGGCGCGGGGCUGGGCGGCGGCCGGGGCUCGGGCUCCGGCAGGCUGGCACCGCUGCUCCGCAUCGUCCCUGCGGGAGCCGCGGACGCGCCCCGGCUCCGGCCGCUGUGUGCCGUGUCCGUGCUGGCUGUGCCGGCGUUCCUCGCUCGCCAAAGCAGCGCCAGCCACUGCGGGUCCCCCGUGCGCAGGCAGGGGGAGGAAAGGACCCCCCAGCCACGGCACCUGCCAGUGCGACAGGAGCCGCAUUAGCGUGACACUGGGACUGGGAGGCUCUGGCCAGCUCCAGCACGAGAGACAGGAGCGGUGCCGGAGGCAGCUGCCGCCCUGGAGGCUCCGGCCGCAGCAGGACGCGCAGGGGCUGCUGCAGAAGCCAGGCUCUGCCAGCGUGGCCCAUCCCGGGGGCUGCCCCACGGCCUCCUGCCCUCUCCCCACAGCGCUGCGCGGAGAGGUGGCGCUGGCCCCCAGAGCCACCAGAGCCAGCCCAGGCCAGCGGCGGGGCGGCUGGGCUCGCAUGGACUCAUCCUGCACUUUCCUGGAGUUUUCAAUCCGCCAGAGCCCAGUCAGUUGGGAAGAUUGGACUCCGGAGCUCCUGCAAGUGAAAAAUAGCAAAUCCAAUAUCUUUUUAGUGGUGUUUUUAUAUUCAAAUUAGACAUAAUCUCCAUGAAUAAAAUUACUGUUCCCAAAGGGAUCAUGCCCAAUUUAAAUGUAUAAAAUGUCAUUA